CCUGAUAUCUGUGCGUAACGCGAGUCCCAUGCGCUCCCCAUUCAUUAGCAGCGCGCGGGUGUGAGCGAGUGUGUGUGUGUGAGUGUGUGAGUGAGCUCCCGCGCGCGCUGUCCUUACUGAUUUCUACACAUGGAGAUGAUGAUACUCUGCUAAAACGAGUGAUCCUUCUAGAUUGGAUACCUUUCGAGAUCGCACCUGAAUCAGCGUGUUUGCGCUAGGACUCUCCAUCUGGGUCUAUUAACGGAUCAUAUCUGCCUAAAGCCCACAUAUUUAGAUAUAGAAGAAGAUCUGUCUAUAUAAUGCCGACACAUAUUCGACUUCGGAGAAGGUCAUUUCUCGGGCUCAUAUUUCUCUUCUCGCUGUCCACUUCUGCACUGUACUUCAUCUAUUCAGCUCCUGGUAUAGUUAAUGAAUACCUGUUCAUGGCUCAGGCCCGGGGGAUCCAGAUCCGGGAGAAUGUGAGGAACAUGGGUGCUCAGGUGCUGGAGCAGAUGGUGCGCAGCGCCUACAACGUCAACGGCACAGAGUACACGUAUGAGUUUAACUUCAACGAGACAGAAGUUCCCACCACUCCUUUCCUCCCACUGGACUUUACAUACCGGCCAGAUCAUGUGUGCCCAGAGAAGCUGCCCUCCAUGAUGGGCCGGCUGAAGGUGAACAUGAGUGAGAUCGCUCUAUCAGACGUGGAGAAGCUUCUGGAUCGGGCAGAUACGAGUCUUUCUCUCGGAGGACACUGGAAACCUCAUGACUGUCUCCCACGCUGGAAGGUGGCCAUCUUGGUUCCUUUCCGAAAUCGUUUUGAGCACCUCCCGAUACUUUUCCGGCAUCUGAUCCCGGCACUGCAGAGACAGAGACUGCAGUUCGGCUUCUAUGUCAUCGAACAGGCCGGAAACGAACCGUUCAAUCGUGCCAUGCUGUUCAAUGUCGGGUUCAAAGAGGCCAUGAAGGACUUGAACUGGGAUUGCGUAAUAUUCCACGAUGUCGACCACAUCCUGGAGAACGACCGCAACUACUAUGGCUGUGGUGAAAUGCCACGACACUUUGCGGUCGAACUCAACAAGUACUCUUACAUGCUUCCCUAUGAGGAGUUCUUCGGUGGUGUGAGCGGGAUGACCGCGGAUCAGUUCCGGAAGAUAAACGGCUUUCCCAACGCUUUCUGGGGCUGGGGAGGGGAAGACGACGACCUCUGGCACAGGGUUAAGUUCGCCGGCUACAAAGUGAGUAGACCUCGUGGAGAGCUCGGCCGAUACAUGUCUAUACCACACCACCACAGAGGAGAAGUGCAGUUUCUGGGCAGAUACAAGUUGCUUCGUAGAUCCAAGGAAAGACAGAGUCUGGAUGGCCUGAAUAACUUGAAUUACUCCCCCCUAGUGACCCGGAGGAAUCUUUACACGAAUGUGUCAGUGACGCUCAGUCGAGACCUGGCGCCCAUCGCUGACUACUGACUUCACACGCGGGACGGCAGGAGAGACACAUGCCACACCACUUUAUCCAUUUAAGUUAUUUUUUAGGAAAGGGGGUGAUUCCACAGAUCCUCAUGUGUUUUCUUUUUACAUUUACUUCAUUUUUUUAUUUUUUAUUUUCAACCAAAAUUUUUUUUUGUUAAUUUCACCACCUUUUAUUUGUUCUUUGUCACUCAUCCACUGUCUGUCUAUCAUGGAAAUUGAUCUGUUCUGGAAUCCAAAACCCCAUCAGCUAGUUUCGCCUCGUCUUCUAAUCAGACUUCUCCUGGGGGGUCACAUGUUUACUGCAGGAACGAGAGAAGUUAUGGGACAGGUCGAUGGCAGGUAUGCUAAACCGCUUCAGAAUAGCCAUUGCAGGGUUUGGGGCCUAUGCCCUUUCCUCUGCCAGAAACAAACACAGCUGGUUCUGUGUGUUAUAUAAAACUAAUAAUUAAAUUCAAACAAAAAAAAAUUAUAUUAAAUGUAUAAUAAGCAAGCAUGCACUGAUACUCACAGUAGAUGCUACUAACAUCACACGUUUGUGUGGAAACGAACACCUCACGUAGUCCUUUUAGCUGUACAAUAUAAACAUGCUUAUUAUCGGGAAACGCAUACAACAAAUAUUAUGAUUCUUGACAUUAUGACGCCAUGACAUGGCUUGACAAUCACAGUUUUCUUUCAUGUGUUGAUGUAUUCCACUAAAACAAGAAGUUGGGGCGUAUCAAAUGCCUUAUACAAACACAAAUAGCCAGCAGCUUUUAGUAUAUCUCACAGAUGGUAUUAGAGAGAGGGACAUUUGAUUAAACAAAAAACGGCAUGGCCAUUAACGCGCAAGAUCAUCAUUAGUUUUGCCAUUUUAAGGCAUUUAUCACAAGUGAAUUUGCUCACCUCUCAGGAGUACACCAGCAUUUCAGAGCAAAUAGACAUGGGCCAAAAGCCAAACAAUGGGAUCAUUAACAAACCCAAGCCGCACACAUGCCAGCAGAAUGUGCUUUCGCCUGAGCGAUCAGGUAUUUCGCUCUGUACACUGGGAUAAUAUGUUCAUGGGUGGUAGAUAAGAACCAGCUGACUGGAUAGUUUCAGAAUUCGUCAAGCUGUACUUAUGUGGGUCUGCAAGCCGUUUGAAAUAGUUGGAUUGUCUGACGAACAAACAUUUUGUGGUUUGUGCUCCCAGAGGGGUUUCGCUUUAGUUCCUGCUUGCAUUGUGUAGAUAUUUCAAGAGUGUUUCCCACACACUGCCUUUCACAAACACAUUGACAUGCAUUUGGAGAAAUAUGCACUGCCUCUCUAUGUGUGUGUACUCACCUCAUAUUGACACAAAGGGUGUGUGAGGGAAUACAACUCUGUUCCGCUAUUAAGUUUUACAAAAGCCAACAAUUGAUAUUGCUCAGUUCUGAGUGUUAUACCGGUUAAUCUCUUGAGCUAAACUUUUUGGCUGAACAAGCCAGUUUAUUAGACCAAACACUCUCACUUCAGGCCUCCUUCAUGAAACACGAGAAUGGUUUUUGGUCUAAAUCAUUAAUGAAACUAUUUUUGCACAAGUUUUUAUAUUUAUCCGUCAGGUUGCUUUCAAGAAUCAGGAAUUUGUGUGCGAACCGUUCAAAUAUACGCUGCGUUCAUGAAAGCAGACUCAGUUUUUGCUUUAUCAUUCACAUAUAGAAAAACAUUAUUCAAUUUAUCACCUUAAUGGAAAUUACAUUCUGAACAAUUUGCACAUAAAUGUGUUUCGUACGAUUCUGAAACAUGAUGUCCGCGUCAAUCAUUUAUGAAUCAUGAACGAGGCCCUUCAUUCCAUCACACUAGUAUAUUCCCAAUACAAUGUGUUUAUGUCGUUUAGAGAUCAAGAGGCUUUGUAGCUAAUGCGUAUUUGUGAGCGCGUGUUUGUGUGUAUUCAUCAAGUCAUAGAGGCUGGCCCUCAUAUUUAUUCAUUCAUUUAUGAACAUUUUAUUUUUUUUUUAGUUAAUUGUUUUACUGUAAUUGUGAUUAUUUUGAGGGAAACAGAUCGAUAAGAUAACUGUGAUGUAAAAACAAGCACUGAAAUUUGUUUCUUAUGUGAGGCUAAGUCUUUUGCUGUUAACCUGAAUGGACGGCUGUUUCGUAUGAAGACACGAGAGGAGGAGACGGUUAGAGAGACGUUCUUGAGUGCACAUAUAACCGAUGGUGCUGAUCUCACGGACAUUAGUAUUGUGCUACUUCUGUCUUGUAACAGAUAAUUAUACGGGAUUGAAACUAAUGACCCUCAUUGACCAUGUCGGCAGCAUAAGCUAUCCAUGUAGCAUGUUUAGCGCUCCAAGCACUUCUCUCUAAUGUUUGUUUCUCUCCGUGUUUGACGCUCGUGGAGUUCUGCGCCAAUGAUUGAGGUCUUUUUACCUCGUAUAAAAGCGAACAAUUAAUACUCUUACACUGUGUCCAUGUAAUAACCAAGCAAUCAACUAAAUGUCCUGUCACUUGUCAAAUUUGGUUUAAAAAGAAGAAGAAAAAAUGCAUGGAAGGAAAAAAAAACUUUACACAGAAGAGUCAUUUGUAGCUGAGUUGUACAGUAUAUCUAAAUACAGAAGUAAAGUCAUGCUCCGUUUUGAUUCGCAGGUGUUUAGCCUGUAUGGGAAUGUCAGGUAAUGCACUGGCCAGUACCUCUGCUUUACUACAGAUUUUUGUUUACAGUGUAGGACACAGUUAUAAGCUCAAAAUCCCUAUUAAUGUAUUGCUAAUGGAAUAUUUUGGAAUCAAAUGCUGCGUUCACGCUGUGUCGUAAUUGCCAACGCUAUCUCGUGACAAAUUUGUACGAAUUCGUACGAGUGAGUAGUAAAAGGUGGCUGGUUCGUACAAAUUUGCUUAAAGCUCACGUGACGGUUUGGUUUAGGAGCGGGGUCUGGUGUAGGUCAUUCAUUCGAAUUCAUACGAAUUUGCUGAUUCGUAAAAUAUGUACGAUUUAGCCAAAAUCAUACGAAUUCGUAAACAAGUGAGGUCAAAUGAAUUUGUACGAAUUAGCCACCUCGUAAAAUUUGUACAAAUUGCUGUGAGAUCGGAUUUACCGUCAUUUCGAGAUGACAACCCGUCUACUCUGAGCUGUUAACACCUGGAAAUUAUGAGUUUCUAUUGCAACACUAUCAAUGUGUAAAUGAACCUACAGCAGUCAGGUGGUACAAGCAGGAGCUCUGCUAAACAAGUUGUAGGCUUGAAUGCUUUUGCACAAUAGUUUGUGACAUGGCGUGAACGCACCUCAUCGUCAAAUAGUAAUUCACAACGAAUCAUAUAUGGAUUUGAACAUUCCCAAAUAUUUCAAUAGAUUUGUUUUUUUUUUUUACAGGAUUUCAACAGUAUUUGAUUCCCUGGUUCCAAAGUAUGAUUAGCAUUCAUUAUGUGUUUCCAUUUCAUUAUAUUUAGUGUGAGGAAUAUCAAAAGUUUCUUGCAGCUGCUGGGUUGAUUUAACUUCCACAUUAAAGAAAAUGCAAUACUGGUCUUGAAUCAGAGAUAGGGCGCUCAAGGUCCCGUCAUUGGCACACUCCUCUAUAUCACCCAUUCAGCUCCAGUUGAAAUGACAGGGACGGCACUAACCCGUACCUUGAACAACUGGCUGCCUUAACACCUGUUAAUUUAUUCAAUGUUAUCAUGUUUUUAUUUUUUUAUAAGCAAAUAUAUUUAAAUAUGUUAAUGUGUUUUUUUUCACUUGUGCAUAUUGUGUAGUGUGUUUAGGAGCAUAAGGUGUCAUAUAAAGGAACUAAAAAGAUUGAUUUACUAUUAAGAAAGUUUGGUGCCAUUUACCUCUGUGAAUGCCAUGUAUUUUCUAUUCACUCCAACAUUUCUUUCUUUUUUUAUCAUACCAGGCCUUAAAUACUGUUUCAGGAUUAUGUGUGAUGAUGAAGAUGCUCCUCUUAUAACAUUAUCAUGUUUAUGUCUUUCUGAAAGGUCUUUUGUUGGCCAAACCACUGCAUCAAUCUCAAAAUGAAAAACAUUUAACAUUAUUUGUAUAAUAUCAAGACAAUUGAAAUGUUAUGAGAAGAUAAGAUGCUGUCGUCCAUUAUAAGGAGAUUCGGUCUCUUUGAAGUGAAGCCAUCUGCCACUCGUACAACACAUCUCGGCCUUAGUGUUUGUGUAUGAACUUAUCUUUGAGUAGAGACACUUUCUUUGACGUCUUUUUUUGCUAUUAUCAUUGUUGAAAUGACUGAAGUACACCAAUAAAAUAGCUUGUUGUUUUA
Molecule: messenger RNA, 5638 nt
Organism: Pimephales promelas (fathead minnow)
Lineage: Eukaryota; Metazoa; Chordata; Actinopteri; Cypriniformes; Leuciscidae
Gene: b4galt5
Product: beta-1,4-galactosyltransferase 5
Biological process (GO): glycoprotein biosynthetic process; carbohydrate metabolic process
Cellular component (GO): Golgi apparatus
Molecular function (GO): UDP-galactose:glucosylceramide beta-1,4-galactosyltransferase activity
Source: RefSeq, a predicted model, not a curated record